Acanthopagrus latus (yellowfin seabream) is the source of this 1572-nucleotide messenger RNA. Its product is annotated as zona pellucida-like domain-containing protein 1. Bases 309 to 1535 code for a protein of 408 amino acids. The record is from RefSeq and is a predicted model, not a curated record. Lineage: Eukaryota; Metazoa; Chordata; Actinopteri; Spariformes; Sparidae. The transcript has 13 exons. Gene Ontology annotation, cellular component: cell surface.
AAAAGAAAGAAAUCUUGUGAGUGAGUUAGUCCAAGAUUUUUUUUUCCCCAAUGUUUUUAAUGCUUUAUAAAACACAAAGAAAUGUUGCUUUUCUUUGCUUCUUUUUGUUUCCUCUCUGGAAGUCAAACUCCAACCACCAGAGCUCUCAAUGAUCACUUCUGAUGGAGGGAAACUCGAAACAGCAGCUGUAGUUGACCUGAGGGAUGUGUCCUGAGUCUGUCACAAUCUAUAAAAGCUACACCGCACGACUACCUCUGCGACACCUGCUCAGGUAACAGCUAAGAAUUCCUCAAUCUCCUGCAGACAGCAUGACUCUUUACCUUUGCCUCCCUCUGCUGGUGGCGCUGCUGCAUCCUGCUCAGUGUCUCUACAACUGCUCCUCUGUGUAUGAGCGGACGCCAGAAAACUCAGACCUGAAUGUCGACUGUGGCACCAGUGUGAUCACCCUGGAGAUCAACCUGUGCACGGCCCAGUGGUCAGGCUUCAACACCACUGACCUGGCUCUGAACGGGAACCACAACACCACGGAGUGCCUGGGCUCUAUCGACACCAGUGUGAACCCUCCCAUCAUCCGUUACAAGCUCCCUGUUAACCACAGUCAGGAUAACCCCUGUCGUCAAUCUCUGCAGAUUGUGGAUGAGACCCCAGAUCCGGCGGGUCCCUUCAGUGGCUUCUCGAGUAUCCAGUCAGUCAUCAUCACUGGGUACAUAGACACACCCAGAUCUGACCAGGGGCUGAUCAGCUACUCCACAGAUCUGUACUAUCACUUCUCCUGCCGCUACCCGCUGGAGUACCUGAUCAACAACACACAGAUUGUGGCUUCCUCUGUUUCUGUGGCGACCAAAGACAAUAACGGAACCUUCAUCGACACGCUGAAAAUAGGUGUUUAUAAUGACAGCAGCUAUGUCCACCCGUUAGUGGUCCCCACAACAGGACUUGACCUGCGAGUCAGGAUCUAUGUGGAGGUCAAAGCUGAAAACCUCACAGGAAAUUUCAAUGUACUGCUGGACCGCUGCUUUGCAACUUCCUCUGCUUACAACGUGUCGAACAGAGAGCAGCACGACUUCUUCAUCGGCUGUGUGGUGGACCAAAGGACGUCUAUGACAAGCAACGGCCUUUCCAAGGUCGCCCGGUUUAACUUCGAGACGUUCCGCUUUGUCAAGCACCGUGACCAGCCAAAGUCCAGCAUCUAUCUGCACUGCAUACUGAGACUGUGCGAGCCCACCAAAUGUCAAGAGCUGCUGUCUGCUUGUAAUAAUAACAACAGAAGAAGAAGAUCUCUGACUCCUUUCGGAAAGGAAACCACCGAUUCUGCCACCGUAUCUGUCGGACCUCUUUACGUGGCCGAUGAAGACAGGCCGUAUUCUGCAGCCUACAGUAGCGGCGCGGCAUCAGAGGGAGAUGGCGUGGACAUGACGGGCCUGGCGGUGGGGGUGGUGUUCGGCUCGGCCGCCGCCGUCCUGCUUGUUCUGGGAGGCUGGUUCAUCCUGAAGAAGUUUUACUGGGUGGGAGGAUUACCUCAUGCCUUUGACUGACAGGUGGACUGACAAAUUGACACCAACUCUGACACUG